This is a messenger RNA of Sphaerodactylus townsendi, 2613 nucleotides long. It is a transcript of the gene SPRTN, whose product is annotated as SprT-like N-terminal domain. Gene Ontology annotation, molecular function: single-stranded DNA binding; metalloendopeptidase activity; polyubiquitin modification-dependent protein binding. The transcript is spliced from 5 exons. Gene Ontology annotation, biological process: DNA repair. Gene Ontology annotation, cellular component: nucleus. Lineage: Eukaryota; Metazoa; Chordata; Lepidosauria; Squamata; Sphaerodactylidae. The record is from RefSeq and is a predicted model, not a curated record. Bases 269 to 1729 code for a protein of 486 amino acids.
GUGGACGUCACCACCGGAUGUUAGUUCAACUUGCGUAAGAUGUUUUGUUUCAACACCAAUGAAGAGCUGAGCUGCGCUUGAAGGGGGGAGGGUGCAUUUAUGUAUCGUUCAUACUUUAGGGAAGUACUCAUAGAAGCGGAUGGGCGAAAAGAAAAAGUGAACGGCAAAGUGCCGGGCUCCUGACCUUAGCGACGCAUGCGCCAGAGUUCGGUGGCGUUGUAGCUUGUGGUCGCCGCCUUACAGGUUGGAAGAUCCUUUCUUGUGGAAGAUGGACUCCGCCAGCGACUUCUUGCUGGCGCUGCGGUUGCAGGCGGAGUGGGAGGCAGAGGAUCACAAGCCGGUUCAGGCUGCGGAGCCAGCCCUCGUUAACCCUUCUUCCCAGCGGCCUCUGUCUGUGGUGGACGGAGCCUGGGAGCUGCUGGACCCCAGCCCGGACGUGCGGGGUCUCUUCGUGCAGUUCAACGAGUCCCUUUUCUGGGGCCGCCUGGCCGCCGUGGAAGUGAAGUGGAGCCCGCGCAUGACGCUGUGUGCUGGGGUUUGCUGCUAUGAAGGACGAGGUGGAAUGUGCUCCAUCAGACUCAGUGAGCCACUCUUAAAGUUACGGCCAAGAAAAGAUCUUGUAGAGACUCUCUUGCAUGAAAUGAUCCAUGCCUUGUUGUUUGUCACUCAUAAUAAUAAAGAUCAUGAUUCCCAUGGCCCAGAGUUCUGCAAACAUAUGCAUCGGAUCAAUCGCUUAACCGGUGCCAAUAUUACGAUUUAUCAUGAGUUUCAUGAUGAGGUGGAUUCUUAUCGUCAGCAUUGGUGGAGAUGUAAUGGUCCAUGUCAAAAUAGAAAACCAUAUUUUGGAUAUGUGAAGCGUUCAAUGAAUAGGGCACCAUCAACAAAUGACUUUUGGUGGUCUGAACACCAACAGACUUGUGGGGGAACAUUCAUUAAAAUCAAAGAGCCGGAGAACUACUCCAAGAAAAGCGCAGAAAAAAACCAGGGAAAAAUCCUAGAUUAUAAUAAAGGAGGAGGGUGUGGAAAUAGUAAGCAAAGCGUAAUUCCUUUUAGCGGAAAAGGAUUUGUGCUUGGAGAAAGAAGCGGAGGAUCAUCAUUAGAGAGAACUUCGGGUCCAAACAGGGAGCUGCUCAGUUCACAGCAGGAUUCAUCUCCUGGCUUGAAAGUACCAAAUGUGAAAAAAGAAAUAAAGUUUGAACCGAGUGUUUCCUGUACAGACACUCACCGUACAUUUUCUUGCAGCGGAAAAAAUACCCAUGUUCCCACCAUCACUCUUCCUAAAGUAUCAGUUGCUAAUACAAAAGCAUAUACUAAUGUUAAUGGCUCUCCAAUCAGGAAAACUUCUUUUAAUGUUGUAAAAUCAAAUUUAUUCUCAAUAAAUGCAAAGUACAUUUCUCCACAUGUUAACAAAACACAAAAAAGACCAUUUCCUGAACCCACUGUCUCAACUCUAGGUUGUCAGAUCACAUCUCAAGGAAAUAGUAGUGUGCAUGCUUAUGGAGUGUCACAAAAACAAGCAAAAAUUGAAGACAAAGAUGCCUUUGCAAAUUACUUCACAAAGAAAUCAGUUCCAGGGCAGUCUAGCCCAACUGUGAAAGCUGAAUCUGCAUCCUGUGAUGACUCUGCUACUUCUGCAAGUGAUCAGACAAGAAAAGUUAGUUGCCCUGUCUGCAAUUCUCAGGUUUUGGAAACUAAAAUUAAUGAACACUUAGAUUCUUGUCUCUCUUAAGAGUGCUUUGCCUAGGUUUGUCCAGUCGAGUGUUUCAUGUAUAUUUUACUACCUUUCCUAUUUGUCGUGAGGAAGGGCGUUAACUUACCACUUUGCCAUUUUGCGUGCAGUAAAAUAUAAGCUUUGUUUAGCUUGGAGAAGGAGUUCUUUCCUGAAUUUUUGGGUUAGUUAUGCAAUGGACCCUAAAUGUACCUUACAGCCAUAAGACAAAUAGGUAUCUAUAGAAACAAAUAUACAUGUGUGUAGGCUUUUUGUUGUUGUUGUUUCAGGCCCCUUUUGCUGACCGGUAGUGUUUGAAUUCAGAAAGGCUUAGAAUAAUAGAAUGCAAGUGGAUUUUUGUCCUUUUGCUACUCAGACACUUACCAGUUCACUUGCAUGUGGAUCGGGAUGUUAACCACUCAGAAGCAAUUAUCUUCUGUAAUCAUUAAAAUUAUAGUCAAAAGGAAGAACCAAAGGCAGACAAAAUAGAAUAUCAUCUGAUUAUAUAUGCUCUUGAAAGCCAAUGCUUUGUAUCCUCAGGUUGGCUUUUUGAAAGACUCCUUCAGAUUUCAGGCAAAAAUAUGUGGGUGAAUCUCUCAGCAAAUCCCUCUUAGGGCUUUUGUAAAUAUGUUUGAAAACUAAAAGCUCUGAAAGUUCACGAUCAUUGUGACUGAUACAGUAUUCACUGUAGAUUCCUGUUAUGCACACCUUUUCUUUGCCAGCAUAACAUGUACAGCUUAUUUCCUCUGAGGUGGAAGUAGAUAUUUGAAAAUUGAGCAUUCAAUAAAGGAUGCAUUUAAAAAUGUUUUUUCAGGAACCGUAUUUGAAAUAAUUUGCUUUAUAUUUGCCUGUUCUAAAUAAAGAUAAAGAUAAAUAAAGAUUCUAAAUAAAGUGAAAAUUCAGAA